Macrobrachium nipponense is the source of this 918-nucleotide messenger RNA. RefSeq lists its product as uncharacterized. The record is from RefSeq and is a predicted model, not a curated record. NCBI's taxonomy places the organism in Eukaryota, Metazoa, Arthropoda, Malacostraca, Decapoda, Palaemonidae. The transcript is spliced from 7 exons. Bases 1 to 918 code for a protein of 305 amino acids.
AUGGUUGCUACUACUAAAGAGAGUCUGAAUAAAAUAAACAGAGAUUUUGGAGGUAUUAAGGUGGCUGCAGAUCAUUUUGUUUGUUGGGCUAAUGAACAGCUAGAAGAUGAAGAGAACGCAGAUUUGGAGUUGGAGGUGCAGAUAGAAUUGCCACCGAAAAGAGUUAGAAAGAAGAAAACGAUGCCUGGCGAGAAGGCUUAUGGUGAAAGGCUGAAUGACGCAGAGAGGGCUUAUGAAGUUGAGGAAUUUAGCAUGGCUUAUUACAGGGAAUAUGAAGAUUAUAGUAACCAGAGAGAAUAUGAUGACCGCAGAGGUUAUGAUAAAAACAGAGGUUAUGAUAAUCGCAGAGAUAGUAACAACAGAGGUGCUGGUCAUAGGAGUCCUCAUCGAAAAAUGAUGUCAAGGGAAAAAGCAAAAAAUAUUUUAGAUGUGGAGGCGAGAUUUCGUGACUUCUGGUAUCUAGAUAAUGGAGAAGAUAAUCGUGACCGGCUUCAGGACGCAAUCGAUGUUGUAUAUAACACGGUCCCAGGAAAUGAUUAUGUAAUUGAUUACAUGGAAUGCCAGAAUAGCUGCCGUUUGAAGGUCAAAUGUUUGACUUGCAACGUCGAGUUGACAGGCUAUGAUCCUUUCAUUACUCAUGAAAAGGGAAAACCACAUAAAAAGGUACGACAGCAGAUCAUCUGUAUCAAGGAUCCCAACAUAAAAGCAGAGCUGACAAAACAGCCACAUAACCUUAUGAAAGGAAUCUUCGAACCAAAUUCAUUAGAAGACAUGAUUGAUCACUGCAAAGAAACCAUCCUGGGAGUCCACUUUCUUUAUAAGGAAGUGAGAGAAAGGCCGUAUUUCACUUGCACACUUUGCCUUAAGAGAAGGGGAGCAAGGUGUCUGCCGUCAGUUCAAACAAGAUGUAUAUAUUAG